Messenger RNA from Lachancea thermotolerans CBS 6340, 975 nucleotides. RefSeq names its product Mnd2p (gene MND2). Gene Ontology annotation, biological process: anaphase-promoting complex-dependent catabolic process. The transcript has a single exon. Bases 1 to 975 code for a protein of 324 amino acids. The record is from RefSeq and is a predicted model, not a curated record. Gene Ontology annotation, cellular component: anaphase-promoting complex. NCBI's taxonomy places the organism in Eukaryota, Fungi, Ascomycota, Saccharomycetes, Saccharomycetales, Saccharomycetaceae.
AUGAACUUCGAUUUACCCGAUUCACUUCAACUAGCCAUUGAUACUGUCUCGGGCCGUGACCACGGGUGCAGCCUAGAGAAUUUGCCGGUAUUUAGGGCACGAGAGGAUCACACUGCGUCUCGGAACGACCCCAAGUCAUUAGGCUCAAGAGGUAGGCGGCAGACAGACCGCGAGACUAAAAGCAAAUUUUACACGAUGCCUCCACUUGCUGCCUAUUCCGCAUUCUCAGAACACCCAUUCUACCAUGUACAUAAAGCAACAGGCUCUAAAUUUGACCCCUUCGAAAUGCGGCUCGAGCUGAGCGAGAAACAGCAGGAGAGUAUCCGCAUGUUAGGCUGGGACUCUAUCAGGCCAGUAGGCAUCGGGUUCACUAUGAAAGAACGCAAAGACCUCGCGAAGCUAGAGGCCAAGGAGCAGGAGAGGCAACAACAGCAGGGCUCGCAUGGUGUUCGUGAUCUGCUCAGCACAGACCGCCCACAGGAGAAUGUGAAUACCCCGCAGCAGACCACACUGCCGCAUGAAGCAGUGAUACGAAGCCUUACACCGCCUGACAUGGACAUUAAUCUGGAUCAAGAUAUUCAUGAGGACGAGACCUCAUAUGAUUACGACGAUGAAUUUGCAAGAAUAGAACCGGACGACGACGUAGCGGAGCCGCAUAACGCGCGAGAUGACAAUUAUGAAAGGGCCGAGCGCACUGUUCAGCAGUUCAUUGAAACAUCACACAUCGAGGGCGUGAGUCAUCCGUACGAUAUGGAGAACAACUAUCAGCACAGCUACAACUAUAGCGAUAACGAGGACUCCGGGAGCUUAGCACUGCCCCCUGUGACUAUCCCAGAUAUCGAAGCUUAUGACGUUGGCAUUAACGGGCCUGAAAUAGCAGACAUUAACAGUGGUGGGGCCAGUCCGCCUCUCCCCCGGCAACGACGUCAAAGACUAAGAUCGCCGUUUGAUGUCGACGACCUGGGCUGUGACUAA